Molecule: messenger RNA, 2941 nt
Organism: Coregonus clupeaformis (lake whitefish)
Lineage: Eukaryota; Metazoa; Chordata; Actinopteri; Salmoniformes; Salmonidae
Product: beta-galactoside alpha-2,6-sialyltransferase 2-like
Exons: 7
Coding region: 541-2235 (564 amino acids)
Molecular function (GO): sialyltransferase activity
Source: RefSeq, a predicted model, not a curated record
CCACCUUCACGCUCCUCGCCGACUCUCCUCGAUUAACUUUAACCUUUUGCAAAAGGAGGCGAGAGAGGAUGGAGGAGAGAGGACGCAAGAGGUGAGCAAAUCUAAUUGAUAGAAGGCCAAUGUGACAGACAAGACCGAAUGUGCUAGCCUGACGACUCAAACUAAACUAUUCUGCUGCUCUGUCGUUCGCUAAAUAGUGUUUUUUCUCGUCCGUGGGCGUGGCGUAGCGUUUGGCCGGAGCAAGGAGUCUGGGUAGCCAGGCAACAAAUGUGCAGCAUUCAUGCAUCUGAUUUGAAACAGCGGCGUGCAACCGGACCACUGCCCGUGCAGCUCGGUUAACGGGAGGAGAAAACGGACAGUACCCUAACCGAAAACAAUGAAGACGGGCACAUUUCCUAGGGUCCCGUUCUAUUCUAGAAGACACAUGGACUAAAAUAAAUAGGGCCACCAGGUGAGGCCCUCUGGCUGUCCUUUGCUGUGACCUGGCCUCUGACUGCUGAUUGGAGCCGGCCUGGUGUUCGUAUAGGUGUGUGUGAGGAGAUGAAGUCCAGUAUGCGUCAGUGGCGGAGGCUGGUGUUAGUGGGCAUGUUGGCAUGGGCCCUCCUCUUCCUGGCUCUGCUAUCCUACUUCCUGGACGCCCGUGUGGACAACGAGGCCCUGACCUCCGCUGGCUCCUCGCUCUCCCAGCACCCCGACACGCGCCGCUUGUCCUCCAUUCAAGCCGCCUCCCACCAGCAGCGCCAUUCCAUCAUGGGCUCCCGACACGAACCCGCCUACACCACCUUUACCACCAUCUACCCCAACCCAGACCCUAACUCUAACCAUUACCCAGACUCAGAAGCAGAGCCUAGCCCCACUUCCACCACCCCAGAACCUGGCCUGGAGCUGAGCCAGAGCCCAGACAGCGGUCCCUACGGGACCAGCCAGGAGGGGGAGGGGGGCAGCCGACAGCAGCAGGACUACCUGGACCCCCAGACCCUGGCUGCAUGGUCCUCCUUCGGCACGGAGAACGUGGGUUCCCACUCCGACCAGACAGUGACCCGUAGCCGCGAGAGAACCACCUGGACCGCCUCCGAUGCUGACCGGGGGCCCAACCGAAUAACGCGCAGAUCCUCACGUGAGGACGGAGAGGCGGAGGAGGGGGUUCAGACGAACAACAGCCACAGGAGGAGGACUACAGUGUGGGGGCGUGGGGGGAAGAGAGAGGGGUGGGGAAAAGAGGAGAAUGAUUUAGAAGAAUACUACUUCUCCAAGUCGGCCUCUGUGGUCCAGCGACUUUGGCGGGGAAGUGUCUCCUCUGGAAUGCUGUCCCCGCGGCUGCAGCGCGCCAUGCGUGACUACCUGAGUGCCAACAAGCACCACGUGGCUUAUAAAGGAGGCAGGCGGGCCGCCCAGAGCUCCAGGGAACUGCUGUGUGAGCUGAAGGACCAGGCCAGGCUGAGGACACUGGACGGGUCCGAGCAGCCCUUCUCCUCGCUGGGCUGGGCCCACCUUGUGCCGCGCCUGGCCCUGGAGCAGCUCUACAGACAGGGUGGCCAGAGGGGCUUCAGGAGCUGUGCUGUGGUGACCUCCGCUGGGGCUAUUCUGCACUCAGGCCUGGGGAAGGAGAUCGAUUCCCAUGAUGCAGUUCUGCGGUUCAACGCAGCGCCUACAGAGGGCUACGUGAGGGAUGUGGGGAACAAGACCACCAUCCGCAUCAUCAACUCACAGAUCCUGGCCGAUCCCAAGCACCGCUUUAACACCAGCUCCCUGUAUAAGAAGGUGACUCUGGUGGCCUGGGACCCUGCUCCGUACGCUGUCAACCUGCACAAGUGGUAUGCCAGUCCAGACUAUAACCUGUUCAGUCCGUACAUGGAGCACCGGAGGCUCCAUCCCACCCAGCCCUUCUAUGUCCUCCACCCCAAAUAUGUGUGGCAGCUCUGGGACGUCAUCCAGGGCAACACCCAGGAGACCAUCCAGCCCAACCCACCCUCCUCAGGGUUCAUAGGCAUCCUCCUCAUGAUGGCGCUGUGCGACGAGGUCCACGUUUAUGAGUACAUCCCCUCGCUGCGGCAGACAGACCUGUGCCACUAUCACGAGCGCUACUACGACGCAGCCUGCACCCUGGGGGCGUACCACCCUCUGCUUUACGAGAAGAGCCUGGUGCAGCGCAUCAACACGGGCCCAGAGCGAGACCUGAAGAGGAAGGGCCGCGUCACACUCCCUGGCUUCAGCACCGUCAACUGUGACUUCUGAACUAUCAACUCAUGAACUCUGACCCUUAGAAGAAGCCACAUGUGGAACCACCACGACCCCACAGGACUAAGGGAAAACGGUGCAAUAAUAACCCUCUGGACUCUGACCUCUGGGGGAACCUGGAGGGAAACACUUAGAACAGUGGAGAACCCAAGCCAUAGCCCCUCUGUGUGGGAUGGGAUCAAACCAGAGGGUGCAGGUCUAGUCUAACUACAUUUAUGUCAGGACUUUUCAACAGAACCCAGACGGAGAGAAACCCAGCCUUCCUCAGAGGAUAAUGGACCCAAGACGGCCUGAUGUGACUGUAUCUCCCGAUCUCUGCCAUUGCUGAGCCGGAAGAGAGGAGGAGAGCUGUAUAGUGUAGCAAUAGAUUAGUGUUAUUAGAUACUUUUUUUUAUAAAUAUCUGGUUGUGUUUUGCUGUUGUGAAACGUUGUGUUUUUCUAUAGUUCUGGUUGCUCUUCUUCCUUAAAAGGACUUAAAGGACAGUCCACUGUUUUUAAAUGGUGGGUGUUUUGUGUUUUUUUAAUGGCUCUCAUGGGGGGGUAAAUUAAUGUUUGAGAAAAUGAGCAGUGGUCUGCACGGAAUGUCUCAAACACGUCCAUACCAAACACACACUUUUGAACACGUACAAACUCAGCAUACACCAGCCACACACUCCCGACAACACGUAACAAAAACUUGAAGUUUAAUUCAAAAUGUACCUCA